AAAAAGAAAAUUGGACCGACCAUCGCUAUGAUGAUGACGGGUUGCUCCAUGUUCAAUGCCAUUAGAGAUUUUGGUGAAAUGAAAACUGAAAGAGGGGGAUCUGGGGAAUGAGCGCCGGUGCGACGGACCGGUUCCUUACCGCGUACAAGGGGACUUGGUACCCAAUAACUACCUUAAUCAUAGUCCUCCGACGUUCCACCGUCGCCUCCUUCCCGGAUCAGGCAUGUACCUUGCCUAUCAUUCUCUUCCAACACCGUCCAUCUAUCUGCCGAGAUUUCAAUUUGGUCGUCGCACCAACUGCCGUAAAGGUUGCUUUUCUCUUCCUGUUUUCAUUUUUUGUGCCCAGACAAGAAAGAAGAAGAAAGUCAACAGGCACAUGUUCCCCGCGAGGCUGCGGGUUGUUGCACGUUUCACCUAGAGAACAUUCUACGGUUUUACUCCCCCCUACCCUUAGGAGAAUGACAACCACUUGCAAAUACGUAUUCCAGGCAUCCCACCGCAAAACAUCUCAAGAUGGCCCUCUCCGCAAGAGAAAUGUACAAGUUCUCGUGCCUGCCUGCCUCAUACGUUUCUUUCAAAUCCACGAGGUUAACAGACGCCAUAUCUCGGUCCUACAAUGCAAAGAUCGCUCCGUUCAAGACGCAUUCAGAACGGUAAUAUCUCUCAUGUCUAGUCCGCCCGCCAUUUAGUUGUUACCACCUGCCAAUUUGAGCUACGAAUGAAUGAAUGAAUCCUUCCAGAGGCGGACUCGGAAGCGGUUUUUUUGUUUUUGGAAAUUGG
Molecule: messenger RNA, 780 nt
Organism: Desarmillaria tabescens
Lineage: Eukaryota; Fungi; Basidiomycota; Agaricomycetes; Agaricales; Physalacriaceae
Exons: 3
Coding region: 108-689 (193 amino acids)
Source: RefSeq, a predicted model, not a curated record